AAACUGCAACUGAGAUUUUACGAAUCCAUACCGCAUUAUUUCAAUUUGUAUUUUCUACUGUAGGAUACCAUUGUGCUGCAACGGCCGCGGGUGUUUUGAAAAAGCCCGGAAUGAAAUUCUUCGAAUUUUGAUGUAACAAAGCAGGGGGUUUGGAAGUCAUAAAUUGCAAAUGGAGUCAGACAAGCUCAUCAUCAGGAGUAAAACUCCUGACGGAGUUGUAAGUUUCGAUGAAUAUGGCUUUGCUGUGUUUUCAGAAGAUCAAGCGGACAUUGAGCGCAGUCACCACUACACUAGCAGUUUGCAGAAUCUCUCUGCGGAGCAUGUGCUAGCAUGUGAGAGGUAUAUCACAGAAUGGCCAAAUUCUUACAUCAAUUCCCCCAACAAGCUGAGAUACCUACUACGGAAAGGCUUGCCCAGAACUCUGAGACCGGUCCUGUGGAGUAAGCUGCUAGGAUGCGAGCAACAGCAGAAGACAUCCUCGUUCAGUUAUUCGGAGUGCGUACGGGCCUUACGCUCCCAGAUGGUUGACCUGGGUAUCAGCGAGUACUGCUUCCGCCCCCACCACCGCACCCCUCUUGAUGAAGAGGAGGAGAAUAAUCCUGGUAGAACAGAGGAGACGGAUCGUCAUCAGCCAGCCGAGAUGAAGCAUCUCAUUCCUCUGCAGAUCCUCAGACAGAUUGUUGUUGAUCUGGAGCGAACCUUCCCUACACACCGUCUCCUCAUGGGAUCGAAACCCGAGGCCAAGGAAGGACGUGCAUCUCUCUUCAGACUUCUCAGUGUAUACGCUCUUUAUAACCCAACAGUGGGAUAUUGCCAAGGAAUGUCUUACCUGGUAGGCAUGCUCCUAAUGGUGAUGAACGACGAAGAAGAUGUCUUCUGGGCGAUGGUGGCGCUCUUCGAGAAACCAAAGUUUCUUGCUGGUUACUUUGACAAGAAUCUCAAACGAAUCCAGAGUCAUGCAUCUCUAUUCCACAAGCUUCUUCGACAACGCUUCCCAAAAGUAGCCAAACACUUUGAUUCGCUUGGUGUCCAGCCUUUGAUGUACGUCACACCAUGGUUCAUGUGCCUGUAUACAUCACUGCCAUGCUGGGACACCGUACUAGCUAUAUGGGAUCUCAUCUUACUCGAUGGAGUAACCACCAUAUUCCGAGUCGGCCUGUCUUUGAUUGACAUCCAUCAAGAUAUAAUUCUCUCAAACACAGACCUCACAAAGAUAUUACCUCCUCUGCUGCAUCCCAGACCUGAAAUGGUGUAUCAUGAAAUCCUCAUACCAGCUGUGUGGAAGACAAAUGUGGAGAAAUGGGAGAUUGAGACACUCCAGGCCAUAGUAGCUGAAGAGGAAGACCCUGUACAUUCAGGAUUGAAAAGAAGACAUCACACAGAGAGAACAUGUGGAGAAGUGUCACAGGAUAGCAAGCGAAUGAAACUAGAAGAAAAACCUAAACCAGCGCCAACAAACAGCUUCUUCCAGCGAGUCAUCAAUAUCUUCACCCCUCGCAACCAGAGGGAUAAUGAGCUUCAGGCUCAAGGGACUUCAGUUACAACGUCCCAAGAUCAAAAUCGCCGCGACACAAGACAGAGCCAACGUCUGACCCAGAAAGGUCCUGGGGCAGCGCGACCUGCAAGGCAUCGGACAAGUUCCAGGGUCAGAGAGCUGGCAGAGUUGGGGUCGACUCCAGGAAAAGGGCUCAAAGGAUGCAGGGGAUUGAACACUUUAGCUUCAGAGGAUCUGGUGUCUCCAAGGUUUGGCAUGGAGCUUGGUGCAAUGGGUGAAGCAAGUGGAACAUCUAGAAGACACACCAGAUCAGGAUUUACUACACUAGGGUGCAGUCAUACAGGAAAGGAAGGUUCCUUGGCAGAUGCCCAACCGUUGGGUCGAAGACGGACACCAAGGAAAGUUACCAUUGAAGCGAACGAGGUAUCCUUCAAAGGUCACAGACAAGUUCCACUCACACCAAGUUCAGCUGGACGAAGCAAGAUGUUUGGUCGUCUCCACGCAAAGGUAUUCGGUAGCGAAGAGCCUCAAGGAUCAACGCUUUCCCACCCACUUGAGGAUUUGGCCAAGGCAUCCCCUGAACGCAGGAGAACCCCAACAAAAGCUAGACGUGGUCUUGGGAAGUCACCAAAGCAACGACAGAGGACAUCCCCAAGAUUGUCCUCUAGGUCUCAAAGACAGCCGCCGCGCAGUGGCUGGUUGUCCCCCUACUGCAAGCAGUACAUGGUGAAUCCAUCUCUUCCGACCAAAGCCCAAUCACCACCAAAGGCAUCCCAGCCAUCCUCAAAGGCCAGCCACCUUAGCCCACCAAGAAGUGCAACACCGGACCUCGACUUCUUCCACCUGGAAAGUCCCAUUCGAGGCUCGGCUGGCAACAAAGAGAAUAGUCCGAGCAAAGCCUUCCAAUUGGAUGGCCAAAUAAAAACGGCGCCCUCGAUAGACAGCCUGGAAUCCACUCCGGAUGGUGUCCUCUCUGUUCUUGGUGAUACCGGCUCACAAGCUUGGAGAGAAAUAAGAUCCCCCCUGUCCGAAAGAUACUCUACUCUGAAUGAAAACAACAACUCAUUGUUCAAGACCCCUUCACACCCGAUGAAUCUCAGACCCAAGCAUUUCACACCAGGGAUGUACAGUGCCAAAACACCUAAGAGUGAAGAGCGCCACCUACUGGCCUGGGAGAACCCAAUGAAUAUGCCAUCAGCCAGGCGGCUGGUUUGUAGAUCUGCUAAAGCUCAGCAUUCCUUCAAGAUGUUCCACACACCGACCCCACUUCGUCAAUCAAAGGUCCUGGACCUUCAUCCGAGUCCCAACCUAUCUAGCCCAGAAGUAGAGUUGACCACGCUGAGCUUUGCUUCACCGACGGCUACUCUCAAUCUCAGCGGAAUGAACUUAGAUGAUUAA
Molecule: messenger RNA, 2893 nt
Organism: Lytechinus variegatus (green sea urchin)
Lineage: Eukaryota; Metazoa; Echinodermata; Echinoidea; Temnopleuroida; Toxopneustidae
Exons: 14
Coding region: 170-2893 (907 amino acids)
Source: RefSeq, a predicted model, not a curated record